UCAGAAGAUCGGCUAAAUUGAAGAGAAUUGGAAUAAAUAAACAAAGAGCCUCAGGGAAUUCGUCAGUUGUCUUGCUGUGCGAAAUUACCCAACAGAAAAAUCCUCAACCAUCUUUUACGAGUAGCCUCAAUUACGUAACCAAACUGCUUUUUGUUAAAAUAUUUUCAUUGUACUUAAUGUAACGUUUUAUUAAAGCGAAUUAUCAUGAUUGAAUUGUCUGAACUUCGUAACGCCAGAAUUACCCAAAAUGCACGAGUUCUCUAAGGGUGCCUGACUGGGAUGAAAACGCCAAAACACAUAGUAACCUCAUUUUCAUUUUCGAGGCGCCAUUCACUAAACAUAUGUUCCCUGUGGUGUGCUUAAAUAAACGAAGGGAAUAUUUCCAUAUUUCUCAAUCAUUACGAAAUGAGACAAGCGUUUUAGCGAAAAAACUGGCAGACAUCGAAUCGGAGAAAGUUGGGGUUAGUUAUUAAUUUUAUGUAGAGGGAUUUUUAUAAUGUUUUUUUUUCACAUAAAUUAGUUCGAUCUAAAACCUUUUAAUUGUAACGACCUAUGAUUACUUUUCAUCACCGUAGUAACACUACACCACAAAGUGUGAAAAAUUAUUUUUUUUGGUGAAGGUUAUUAGAACACCCGGAGAGCAUCUUUUUCUAAACCUCUGUCAUUAUUUCAUUUUGUAGCAAUACAGAAACAAAUAAUCUAUGUCCUAGGUAUAUCUCGAAAGAAGGCAUUUUUUUAGUUAUCCACGUUAGUCAAUUACUGACACGAUUUUUUUAGUAUUUAUUUCAGACAUUUUUGGCCGGUUGUGUUUUUCGAUGAUUUUUGACAAUUGUAAAUCAACUGAGCUGGAUGACAGUUGUCUGCACCGAAUCAGAUUAAUUCCUUAAAGCUGUAUUUUCCUCAUAGCGUUUUUGUCUCUCUUCUCCGCAAUUUGUAAAACUCUCCACUAACGAAUAUGUCGUGCCUUUCACAUCGAGAUAUACUAUUAAAUAUUUCAUGUGUUUACGAUAAAGUCUUUGUCAAGAGGAAAUUGACGUAUCUCUAUUAGGCGGUACUACCGCUAACCAAAUGUCAUUUUCGUCAAACGCUCAUUUCUGAGUGGUGGAACUAUUGUUGUUAUGGUAAUUUAUCCCAGUGUAGAUAAUAAAAGCAAAUAGUCAAAAAUUAAGGGGUGAAAAAGCCGUCUAUUCCCACACGACAAGAAGCGCGUGUUAAAGGCACCGUUCUCCGACACUUCCAAAUCAAGAAGCUUAAACAUGGACGAGAUGCCAGUUGGACGGAGAGGUCUUGUAGUUCCUCAGAAUACUUUUCUAGAAAAUGUUGUUCGCCGUUCAAAUGGACUACACUCGUUAUUCGUACUGGGGAACGCUCAGAUUCUAGAAAAUCCCAUUGUUUACUCGAGCGAUGGGUUUUGCAAGUUCACGGGAUACACGCGAGCAGAAGUGAUGAAGAAAAACUGCGACUGCAACUUCCUGUUUGGUCAACAGACAGACCCCGAGACAAUAAGAGAGCUCCAUAACGCUUUGCAGGCGAAGGCGGCUAUUCAAAAAGAGUUCAUUGCAUAUAAAAAAGACGGUACACCAAUGUGGGUUUUGUUCCACCUUGGACCAAUCAAAAACGAGAAGGGCGAAGUGAUGUUGUUCCUUGUGACGCUGAAAGACAUCACGGAGUUUAAAGAUCCUAUUGUGGGCACAGACAACGGAGGCCCCAAGGGAUGGGCACGACUCAACAAAACUCUCACGCGGCAUAAAUCAGUUCUUGUCGCGUUCAAACAGAAAACUACAACUCAACGGAACGCACAGCAAAUCAACAGUCUUAUGUCGCUGAAUGAUGAUGUGUUACCAGAUUACAAACUCGACGUGCCCCAUAGGCCACCGCGGGUGAUUCUUCAUUACACCACGUUCAAAACAACCUGGGACUGGGUGAUACUCUUCCUGACGCUUUACACCACGAUCUCCGUGCCGUUCCUCGUCUGCUUCGAAUUCGAGCAUGACGCCGUCUCUGUCUUGGACCUGCUCGUUGAUUUAAUGUUCUUAGCCGAUAUUGCCUUGAAUUUCCACACGACUUAUGUUGGAAAAGAUGGCGAAGUUAUUGACGAUCUUAAGAUGAUUCGUAUGAAUUACAUUCGUUGUUGGUUUUUUCUGGACUUGGUUUCUUCGCUGCCAUAUGGGAUACUCGCUUACGUAACGAAUAGUAACGCGAGCAUGACAACUUUACUGGGAUUCCUGAAAGUAUUUCGCUUGUUAAGACUGGGGCGAGUAGCAAGGAAAAUUGACAAAUACCUGGAGUAUGGUGCGUCUACGUUCUUUCUCCUGAUGCUGUCAUUCUGUCUCGUGGCACACUGGUUUGCCUGUCUUUUCUACUUAAUCGCCACAAAAUACGAUAACUAUGACAAGUACGGAUGGCUGUAUAUCUUAGGGAACCAGAUAGGGACUCCUUACAAAAUGAGGAACGAAACGAAUGAAGUAGAUCCGGAGACGGGCCCCACCUAUGCCGCCAAAUAUGUCUCUGCUCUGUAUUAUACGCUGACAAGCUUAACAACGAUCGGGUUUGGAAACAUAUCGCCUAAUACAACCGCUGAAAAGCUGUUUGCAUCUAUCACAAUGUUGCUGGGAGCAAUCUUGUUCUCGCUCAUUUUCGGCCAAGUCUCUGCUAUACUUCAACAAGCACAGAAAAACACAGCAAAAUACCAUUCGAUAAUCGACAACAUGAAGCAGUUUAGUAAACUGUAUAAGCUUCCAGCAAAUCUCGCGACCAGGACGAUUGACUUCUUCAUGUCCACGUGGGCAAUGAACAAAGGAAUCGACACAGAUGAGGUCUUAAAGUAUUGCCCUAAAGAUCUCCAAGCAGACAUCUGCGUUCAUCUCAAUCGAAUGAUCCUCGAGAACAAUCCCGCGUUCCUGGAAGCAAGCACGGGAGUCAAACGAGCGAUCGCCCGCAAUUUUUGGAUCUCGCACGUGGCACCUGGCGAUCGAAUCAUUCAUCAUGGAGAAAGUUUGGAUGUGAUAUACUUUAUCGCGCGCGGAUCUCUCGAGGUCAAACAGGGAGAAACUGUUGUCGGUUUGCUAGGUGAGAAUGAUGUGUUUGGGGACAACAUCUGUCAUGAGCCCACAGUAGGUCAGUCAGCUGUGGACGUGUUUGCAUUAACGUACUGUGACCUUCACUGGAUUCAGAGAGACGCACUCAUCGAGGUGCUGGAGUUUUAUCCAGAUUUUGCCAACAAAUUUACCAAGAACCUUGUGCUGUCGUACAACUUAAGAGAUGAGCUCAAGAUUCGUAAACGCACCCCAAAGUUGGAAAUAGCCAACGAGGAACAAAGGGAUAGACCAACGAGUGUCACAUUUCGACACAGGAAGCAGAAUCGAAAGCUGAGUCUGGUCGAAGAAUUGGCGCAGAACUACGAGUUUGACGAUAGUCAGGUGGACGGUGGAAACACAAGUGAAACAGAGAUCGACAUGAUGGUCCUCCCGAAGACACAAACAAGAAGUAUGGCGUCGAACAUUGUCCGAACGCGUCCCGAAAUCCCGGAAUCGGGCACCGACGUUUUGUCGAGUUUGUCCGAAAUGAAAGGCGAGGUGAGACGAGAAAUCGAAGUUAUGAACAUGAAAAUGACUCAACUAGAAGAGCAAAUCUCGACUAUUAUUAAUAUUUUGAAAAGCCAAGGACAUUUGCAUAGUCCACGGGGUUACGGAUCCCCCAAUACUAGUUUUGAGAAAGGAAGAAUGUCUGCUACUUCAUACCUUAAUGAUACUACCCCUCCAGAGGAGGCUCCAAGCAACCAGAAAGACAAAGAGGAACGUUUACCGGAAUGGCUCGCCCCGUCCGGGUCCUCGGGGACUCGUGCUGAUAGCGUGCCAGAGUGGGACGACUCUACUACUCAGGCACAGGAACAGAACUCGGCCCAGGCUGCCAGUUUAUUGAACAACCAAACAAACAGAAACAAUGCAGAACCCGAUCCCAGACUCCUUCAGACGUUAGGCCUUUUUAAAAUGGGCAAAAAAUGAGGACCACGAAAAAGAAAUCCAUAGCAGUAUUCACACGGCAUUUAGAUGUAAAGACCUGUAACAAAUUCGUGUAGUAUAAGAUACCCGCGUAGAGCGAUUCACGAUAUCGGUCGCGCCUUUCACGUUCGCGAACUUCAUGAAAGAAAAUGAAAUAAGAUCGCAUCAGACUUGGAGGCAAGAAGGUCAGGAUUCAUUAGCACUUCGUAGAAUCUAAAGACAUUAUUCUACAAACAAGACUAUAGUUUUUCAAAUCAGGCGGCAAGAAUCUUUGGCAUCGUGGAAGUAACUUCUGGGCUGGCUGAGAGGUUCAAUAGCACUAGAGAUGAAUCAUAGACAACUUUGAAUCCAUACAACCAUCCAUUCGAAUAGUUUUAGUUUACGAUACCGAAACAAAUGGCGAAGAAUAGAUCAAACUUAGGCGAUGGUUUCAUUUCAAAAGCCACAUGUGGCAGGACGUCAAAUGGGGUUAAACAGUGCAGUAUGUUAGAGAAGAUUUAGGGGAUGGAUCAUUUUAUUAAGGAAACUACCUGGGCUGUUAUUUUUUUUUUGUUUUAUCUGUUUACCAUAUUUGAAUUUUUUAGAGUUUCGUGUAAUCACAAGUUCGGUUAUAACUGGCUUUAAAUUUGCUGUCAAACAGCAAGUGAUGUUGAUAUUUAAAAACUUGUGAUGAUGUUGAUAGUUACGAUGUUAGGAAAGUUAGUUAAAAAUCCGGAGUGCCUUCUUUAGUCAUGGUCAAACUUUCUUAGCUUUGUUCAUGAUAAAACCACAGUGCCACGGCUGCCACGGUGUGAGUAAGGGCGGUGAAGAGUAAAAAAGUCGAGUAAAAAAGUCGAGUAGAAAGUUUGAUGUUGUAGUAACAAAAAAAUGUAACAUAUUGUUUACUAUUUGUUUAUUUAUCAAAUUAAAAUAGCAUUGUAAUCGCUUGAAGUAUCAAGAUACAAACGCCAAGUUUGCUCGCCAAGGAUAACUUAUAGUUUUUGUCACCCACUUUUUUCCACAGAUACUCCCCUACACGUUCCCAUCGCAAGAUACGCAUUUCUACAUAGACAAUGUUUAAUGAGUCAGCCGUUAUUUACGGGAAAAAAGUCAGUAAUAAAAGGAAUCCUUUCAGAGUAA
Molecule: messenger RNA, 5120 nt
Organism: Stylophora pistillata
Lineage: Eukaryota; Metazoa; Cnidaria; Anthozoa; Scleractinia; Pocilloporidae
Product: voltage-gated delayed rectifier potassium channel KCNH5
Biological process (GO): regulation of membrane potential; potassium ion transmembrane transport
Cellular component (GO): plasma membrane; voltage-gated potassium channel complex
Molecular function (GO): voltage-gated potassium channel activity
Source: RefSeq, a predicted model, not a curated record